UCACGCAUGCGCACUUUAGGCUCCUCGUCUUUUCCCUCCAGCCUUCGGGAGGUUAUGAUUCUGGGUCCUUCUGAGGGGAGGAAGGAAGCAGCGGCGGAGAGCUGAGGCGACGGGUUGAACAAUGAAAAAUAGCAAGGAACCAUAUUUUGUGAAGUUUAUAAAGUCUGCAGAAAACUCAGAAUUUUUCCUUCAGGCCCUUGAGUCCAUCAAAGAAUUUCAGUCAGAAGAAUCCCUCCAGAUUCUUGAAAAUACAGCUGCACUGAGGAUACAAGAGAAUGACAAAUCCCUUUAUAUUUGUGAUCAGUUCAGUGGCAUUGUUUUUAAUCACCUUCAAAAGCUUGGUUGCAGAAUUGUUGGACCACAAGUAGUUGUCUACUGUAUGCAGAACCAGCGAUGUGUGCCAAGGGCCGACCAUCCAGUAUUUAAUAUGACAAUGGCUGAUGUAACUGUAUCCUGUACAAGCCUUCAAAAAGAAACUAGGGAAGAGGUCCACAAGUAUGUGCAGAUGAUGGGUGGCCGGGUAUAUAGAGAUCUUAAUGUGUCAGUAACACAUCUUAUAGCUGGAGAAGUUGGAAGCAAGAAAUAUUUAGUUGCUGCUAACUUAAAAAAACCCAUUUUGCUUCCCUCUUGGGUAAAAGCAUUGUGGGAUAAAUCGCAACAUAGGAUGCUUAGAUAUACAGACAUCAAUAUGGGAGACUACCUAUGCCCUUUGUUUCUUGGUUGUACAAUCUGUGUGACUGGUUUAAGUAGUGCAGACAGAAAAGCAGUCCAGCGUAUUACUAUUGAGAAUGGUGGUCAGUAUACAGGGCAACUUAAGAUGAAUGAAUGUACCCAUCUUAUUGUUCAAGAACCAAAAGGGCAGAAAUAUGAAUGCGCAAGAAGGUGGAAUGUCCACUGCAUUUCAGUCCAGUGGUUUUUUGACAGCAUUGAGAAGGGAUUUUGCCAGGAUGAAUCCAUGUAUACAGUUGACCUUAAAGCAAAGCAAGAAAGUGCACCAAGCACAUCAACCCCUACUAGCCUAACUUGCAAGCCCGAUAGUCGAACACUCUCAGAUGUCAGCCACAUUUCAAAUAUUAAUUUAAGCGGUGUUAAUGAAACCUCUUGUAAUUCUACUAUGAAUAGCAGGCUGGAUCCCUCUUCAGAUGACCUGAACAGCUUGGAUACAAGUUCUUUGCAAGCACCUGAAGAUUUACUAGAUGGAUGCAGAAUUUACCUUUGUGGCUUUAGUGGCAGAAAAUUAGAUAAGAUGAGAAAGCUUAUUAACUCCGGAGGUGGUGUUCGUUUUAAUCAACUCAAUGAAGAUGUGACACAUGUCAUUGUGGGUGACUAUGAUGAUGAAGAACUUAAACUGUUUUUGAAGAAGACCACACAGAGGCCAUAUAUUGUGACAGCAAAAUGGUUGUUGGAAUGCUUUAGAAAAGGUUAUUUACUACCUGAGGAUCAGUACACUUCGGCAAACUACCAGCCGCUUGACAGUCCAGUUUUAGAGCAGCCUGUCUUUCCAAAAAGAAGCAGUCUUUCAAAGAAAGAAGUUGUGAGAACAGUGCAGGCUCCAGAAGCAGACGAAGCUCUACUGUCUCAGUAUUCAGCUAAUGAGUCCACAGUAGCAACAUUUUCCCCUCUUCCAGUUGAUGUCAAUAACUACAGUGAUAUUGAUCACACUGCCUUUCGAGAAGAAAAAGCGUUCAGUGCCAUCCAUAGUUCCUUGGCAGACACUUCUACAGUCACUGAAGGAGCCUUGUUCAACAGAAAGAGGUUCAUCCUUCUGGGUUUUGGUAAAGAGGAUGAAUCCUGCAUGAGGCCUCUGAUUGAAGAGAAUGGUGGGAAGGUUCUGUCUCAACAAAGUAAAGCUAUUGCUGACUAUGCUGUGGUUCCUCUACUUGGCUACAACGUGGAAUCAACUGUAGGAGAUGUGGUUACAAAUACAUGGCUGGUGACGUGCGUGGAGCAGCAGUCCCUAUUAGAUCCCCAGUCGAGUCCACUUUUCACACCUGUGCCAGUGAAGGAAGGAAACACUCCGUUACAACAAUGUGUAUUGUCUUUCAGUCAGUUUAAUGGGGCAGAAAGAGAUUCUUUAAUAUAUUUGGCACAUUUGCUUGGGGCAAGAGUGCAAGAAUUCUUUGUGAGAAAAGCCAACCCAAGGAAAGGAAUGCUUGUCAGCACCCACCUGGUGGUGAAAGAGCCGGAAGGUUCGAAGUAUGAAGCUGCCAAGAAGUGGAACCUUCCUGCUGUUACCAUGGCUUGGCUGCUGGAGUCUGCAAGGACAGGAAAGAAGCCUGACGACAGCAAGUUCCUGAUUGACAAUGUAGACGCUGAAGAGUGCUUCACAAAUCAUCCAGUUGAGGCAGAGACGGAUUCUGCAUCUCCAAGUACACGUGACCAUCCCAGCAGUCUCCUUGAAAUUGGGAGAAGAACAGCUGUGACACCUCUGGAUAUGAAUCGGUUCCAGAGUAAAGCUUUCCAGAGGGUUGUCUCACAUCAUAUUGGUAACAAGCCAAGCCCUUCACAAGCGGGGAAACCAGUACAGAAGGAACCAUCCCUGCAUCUUGACACACCAUCUAAAUUUUUAUCUAAAGACAAACUGUUCAAACCUUCUUUUGAUGUAAAGGAUGCACUAGCAGCUUUGGAAACUCCAGGGACCUCUAAUCCACAAAAAAGAAAACUGAGUACUCCUCUUUCAGAAGUCAUUGGCAGGAACUUAAAAGUGGCUUUGGCAAACAGCACUCGGCAAGCAGCUGCUCUCACUGCAAGCCCUCAGUUGAAAGUUGCAACUCAACAAGUGGAAGAGGAGCCAAAGCCUCUAGCUGAUGUUGUCAUAUGUGUAAGUAAGAAGCUCAGUAAAAAGCAGGGCGAGCUGAAUGCCAUUGCUGCUUCCCUUGGAGCAGAUUACAGGUGGUGCUUUGAUGAAACUGUAACUCAUUUCAUCUACCAGGGAAGGCAAAAUGAUAGUAACCGGGAAUACAAAUCUGCUAAAGAAAGGGGCAUACAUGUAGUGUCGGAACACUGGCUUUUGGAGAGUGCACAAGAAUAUAAACGGCUGCCUGAAUCUCUCUAUCCUUACACAUAUAACCCUAAAAUGAGUUUGAAUAUUAGUGGUAUUCAAGAUGACAGAUUCUCAGAUCGGCUAGAUUCGUCUGAAAAAACAGGGAAGGAUGAUGAGAAAAUGUCGUUGGAUACUAAUGAUAUGGAAGAUGUUGCUAUGGAUCAAGUGACUGAGGCAGUUUCUGUUGAAAAAGAGAAUGCAUCAAAAGGAGUUUUAACACAGACACUGGAAAUGAGGGAGAACUUUCAAAGGCAGCUACAGGAAAUCAUGACUGCAACAUCACUAGCAAAGUUUCAAGGACAAAGAAAAUCUUUGUCUAGGAAUGGCUUUGACAAUUCUCCGGCAACUCCAGAUGGCCCUCGUUCUGUUCGUAAUGGCCGUAGCCGAGUCUUGGAAGCCCUAAGGCAGUCACACCAGGUAGCAAUGGAUGUCAACACAGAGCCAUCACAGAGUGAACAGAUUAUUUGGGAUGACCCCACUGCAAGAGAAGAGAGGGCAAGGCUUGCUAGUAACCUUCAGUGGCCCAGCAGCCCCUCACAGUGUUCUGAACAAAUUCAACCUGUUGCAGUAAAUGCUGGAGACCUCUCGCUUACAAAAUCCUUUACCGAUACGGAAAUUGCUGAAAUGGAAAUUGAUGAACCUGCAAAAACAGAUUGGGUUGAGGUCCCAAAGCUUCCAGGCUGUAGAAAUCCAGAAAUCCCUUUGAAAGAAGAUAAUCUGAUCCCAACUCCGCUGGCUCCUGCCAUUGCCUUUCCUUUGGCAAAUCCUCCUGUGGCUCCUCAGCCAAAAACAAAUGUCAUUAGAGUAGACCAAAUGACUACUGAAGAACCAAAAAAAGAGUACAGAUUCCAGCUGUCUUCUGUUCGCCCUCAGGCACGGAUUGAUUAUUACCAUAUGAUUGAAGAGCUGGGUGGAGUGGUGCUUGAGAAGCAGUGCUUUGACCCUAGGUGUACCCACACAAUAGUGGGGCACCCUAUUGGCAAUGAGAAAUUCUUGGCAUCGAUGGCAGCUGGAAAGUGGGUACUCCAUUGCUCUUACCUGGAUGCAUGCAAAACAGUACAACGCUUUCUACCGGAGGAAGAUUUUGAAUGGGGAAGUAAUUCCAUACUCAGUGCUGCAUCUGAAAUAACUGAAUCCCAGAAGAAUUUAGCAGUUGCAGCAAUGAGGUGGAGGAAAAUAAUACAAAGACGGCGAGAGGAAGCUGGCAUUACUGAGGGGGCAUUUCGGGGUUGGAAAGUUAUUUUGAAUGUUGACCCAGCCAAGGAAGCAGGCUUCAAACGUCUUCUAGAGUCAGGUGGAGCAAAGGUGCUGCCUGCUCAUUCUGUCUCUGUGUUUAGAGAAGCCACCCAUCUUUUUGCUGAUUUUAACAAACUGAAGCCAGAGGAUUUAAGAGUUAAUUUAGGAGAGGCUUCUGCUCAUGGAGUGAACUGCCUGAAGCCAGAAUACAUUGCUGACUAUCUUAUACAGGAGCAACCACCUCAAAUGGACGGUUAUCGUUUGCUGGUAUGAAGAUAGACAGCAGCUUCUGGCAGAGAACAUGAAACCGGGUUAUCUUAGAAGCAGAUAUCUCCUGAAGAAACUCGCCUGAUAAAGAAAGUCUGAGUAUGUUGAUACCUUAAAAAUAUUUUUUCAAAUUUCUAUUUAUACUUGUUUUCUUUCCACAUAAAAAGGUCAUUAAAUGUUUUUGUAAUA
Podarcis raffonei (Aeolian wall lizard) is the source of this 4735-nucleotide messenger RNA. RefSeq names its product DNA topoisomerase II binding protein 1 (gene TOPBP1). Gene Ontology annotation, biological process: mitotic G2 DNA damage checkpoint signaling; mitotic DNA replication checkpoint signaling; DNA replication initiation. The record is from RefSeq and is a predicted model, not a curated record. NCBI's taxonomy places the organism in Eukaryota, Metazoa, Chordata, Lepidosauria, Squamata, Lacertidae. The transcript has 28 exons. Bases 122 to 4552 code for a protein of 1476 amino acids.